Messenger RNA from Morone saxatilis (striped sea-bass), 2742 nucleotides. RefSeq lists its product as uncharacterized. Bases 381 to 2267 code for a protein of 628 amino acids. NCBI's taxonomy places the organism in Eukaryota, Metazoa, Chordata, Actinopteri, Moronidae. The transcript has 14 exons. The record is from RefSeq and is a predicted model, not a curated record.
UCACGACGUAACAAACGAGUCCCAAACGGCGCCGGUUACUGUAACGUACAGUCGGUGUCUUCUUCCUUGUAGUGAGGGGUUAGUCAGAAAGAUGUCACACAGUACUCAGGUAUCCAGGGCAGUAAGUUGCUGGAAUCCACAUUAACCACUGACAGCGUAUAUACAAACGCUUAAACUGCAUUAAUACACGUUUAUGAACAACUCUCGAGUGGGACGUGAAAGGAGAGGGGUUGUUCCUCGCGUAUCUCUAAACAUUUUUGAAGCAACUUUAACUAGUUAAUUCACGUUAGUUCACGUUGGCAAAUGUACCAAUGCACUCUAAACGUUUCACACUCACGUUAGCUACAGCUGUGUUAUUUUCCCUGUGACAGUCGUUGAACAUGAAUUGGGUUGGGGGUUCACGGAACCGGCUAGUGAUGAAGAAUGAUGCAAAAAGGCAGAGAGAGUUCUUUGAAAAGAGGAAAAUUCAGCAGAGAUUGAAGAACUUGGGAGUCGCUGUGCCAGCAUCCCCUCAGAGCAGUAGUGCUGGUAGUAUGGACCUGGUGACUCUGUUCAUAGUCAACCAGAUUGCUGCUAAGAAAGAAAAUAAAGAUCCUCCUAAAGUGGCCGUUCUUGGCAGCUAUAAAGGAGGAUCGAAGCAUAAGAGAAAUGAGCCCCUGGUACUUCCCAUGAGCCCCUGCUCUCCAUCACAGCUGAGUUUUGUUGAGAGCCAAACUCAAAACAGUCUUCAAGCGACAAGAAAGAGAAAGCACGUUAUUCCACACGGGUUCAAGUGCCGGCAGCUGUCACCAGUGCCGGAGUCAGGUUUCUCAGACAACAGUGCAUCUGACUACCUGCCACCCAUAACCGACCCCCUCAGCCCAUUCUCCUCCACCUCAUCAGCUUCCUCAGGCCAAAUCAAACUGGUCUCCUCAGGAUUGUUCCCCCUACAGCUGAAUCUCCAGCAGAGAAGCCAGACACAGGCAGAGCUACCUCCCCACUGCUCCCCUCUACCCUGGGACACCUCGGGGCUGGAGCUGACUAAGGAGUAUCAGCCUUUCUCCCAGCCCAGAGGUAUGACAGACAGUAUCCCCUGGUCCUGUGGAUCAAACCUACCCUUCUACCAACUGGAGACACCCACUGCAGCCCGAGUCCUGUUUAGAAGUCCAGAGCCAGAUAACACAGAGGCCAGGGACCAUGAAAGAUACGACCUCACCUUCUCUCUCAACCCACCAGACGACAGGCAGCACAUGUUGAACUUCACUCUCAACCAAUCAGAAACUGAGCAGCAGAUCGAGGGAGCAGACGUCUUUAGGGGCUUCAGCACUGAGGAAUGUGAAAGAGAAGCCACUCCUUUUGGAAGAGGAAAAUCAAAGAUCUAUCUCAAAGAUGAAACACCAGUCAAAUCUUCAAGACCACAAACUUUCCCUGACUCACCAGGUUUGGGACUGAAGCUCUCCAACUGCACUGACAUGAACUUUUCAUGUCUCGAACACAACAAUGGCCCCAUGAAUGGUUGUGACUAUUCGCCAAGUUACUCUUGUAGAGGGGGUUACCUCAGUUCAGAUGAUGAAGAAGAAAGCUGUGAGCCAUGUCUCCAGGCUGCCUCUUUAUAUAUAAACCAAACCUGUUGUUCAGAUAGCCUAAACCAAAACUUGGGCUCACACGGGAAUACAAAACAAAGGCACACUCAACCCAGGCCCUUGUCCCUGCUCCUAAAACCAAAAACAAACUUCAGAGAUGAUCAGAUUAUGGAGAAUGUGGCUCAUCCAGAUAAAGCCUUAGGAAGUAAUGGCCAACAGAUGGAAAGCAACACAGCUCAGUUAGAUUUUCCUCUGGCUCAAACUCAGAGCCCAGAGCCGUGCAAAUGCAAGAAAACAUCCAGCGAAACUCGAGAUGCGGGAACUCAAACUGUCGACCCUGCGGCUGAGAUGUGUGACGCAUCGACUCAGUGCAGCUUUGUUGCAGACAGCGCGACCAGAACCACUGAGUUCAACUUGUGCCUGCCACCUGUUGAUGUGUCAGUACAGCAUCCAGCCACAGGGGGGCAGACUGAUACUGCCGCAGAGCUAAAUACACACACACCUUCAUCCAGCCAGGCCAGGAGUGGAGGGAGGCACACGCCCUGGAGCAAGAACAAAUCCAAGGCUGGUUCCCUAUCAGGCAGCGGUAUUAUAAAUGAACUCACCGCUGACAACAGAGAUGGCAAAGUGAUCCUACAGAGACCCAUAACCCCUUUUCUAGACGCUCUGAGCAUGACCAACGGCAGAGGUAUAACAGGAAUAUGAAAGAUUGUUUUUAAUUAAUUAAUGUGCAAAUUGAGGAACUUAUAAUUCAUAUUUACAAAUUUAAACUCUGCACCGACAAAGACAAGAUAUAUGCAUGGGAAUCUUGUUGAAUAACCAUGUUCUGCUCUUGUUUCUGAUUGGAGAGGGUAGAGAUGAGAGAGGGCAACAAGAAAAUGGCCGUCUGAUGAAAGACCUCUCCAACGAAGUGAGGGAGGAGGUCACAUCUGCCACCAGAGUUAACAGACUCUCACAAGAGGCUGAGACACUUCAGGAAAUAGCUGACAUUUUGCUCCUGCUCAAACAAAGGGAGAAGUAGGGAGAAGUAGGGAGAAGUAGGGAUGGUAAGGAAGGAAGGAAGGAAGGAAGGGAGAUGGAUAAAGGCAGCAGGAAAUAUGAAAACAUACCUGUUCUGUGUGUGUUUUCAAAUUCAAAGCAUUUAAUAGUUUGUUUUUAAGCAUAUAUAAACCACAUAAAA